Molecule: messenger RNA, 1508 nt
Organism: Abrus precatorius (Indian licorice)
Lineage: Eukaryota; Viridiplantae; Streptophyta; Magnoliopsida; Fabales; Fabaceae
Product: chaperone protein dnaJ 10
Exons: 10
Coding region: 1-1146 (381 amino acids)
Source: RefSeq, a predicted model, not a curated record
AUGGUGAAGGAAACAGAGUACUACGAUAUUCUCGGACUCACUCCCUCUGCCUCCGAAGACCAAAUUCGCAAGGCCUAUUAUCAUAAGGCAAUGCAAGUUCAUCCUGAUAAAAACCCAAACGAUCCUCGUGCCGCCGAAAAGUUCCAGAUUUUGGGUGAAGCUUACCAAGUUUUGAGUGAUCCGGUGCAAAGGAAUGCGUACAAUCAUAAUGGGAAGCGUUCUGUAUCUAGGGAAACUAUGCUUGACCCAAUGGCUGUCUUCGCCCUGCUCUUUGGAAGUGAACUGUUUGAGGAUUACGUAGGGCAUCUAGCUGUGGCAUCAAUGGCUUCUUCCGAGCUAGCUGAUGAAAGUGAGGAUCCAGAUAAAUUGCAUGAAAAAUUAAAGGCUGUCCAAAAAGAAAGGGAAGAAAAGCUAGCACGAUUUUUGAAAGAUUUUCUUGGCCAAUAUGUCCGUGGUGACAAAAAGGGAUUCUUCCAACGUGCAGAAUCUGAAGCAAGACGGCUUUCUCAUGCCGCCUUUGGAGUUGAUAUGUUACAUACGAUCGGCUACGUAUAUUCAAGACAGGCAGCACAAGAACUAGGGAAAAAAGCCAUUUAUCUUGGAGUGCCAUUUCUUGCUGAAUGGGUACGCAAUAAAGGACAUUUCUGGAAGUCACACUUCACAGCUGCUAAAGGUGCUUAUCAGUUACUUCAGCUUCAAGAAGACAUCCGCAAGCAAUUUAAAAUGGAUGGUAGUGGUCUGGAAAACGAUGUUGAUUCUCAUAUUCGUCUUAAUAAAGAUACAUUGAUGAAUUCGUUGUGGAAGUUAAAUGUGAUGGACAUAGAAGUAACCCUUGUACACGUGUGUCAAAUGGUGCUAAAGGAAAAUAAUGUUAGGAAAGAGGAACUUAAAGUUCGGGCUACCGCUCUUAAAAUUCUUGGGAAGAUAUUUCAGGACAAGAAUUCAAAAGGAGAAACAUUGAAGAAGAAGAUUGCUGCUGAUUCUGAUGACGAAGGAAGCAGUAGUGAUUCUUCGGAGGAUGAAUCGCCUAGAGCAAUUUCCUAUCGAACUCCCUUUUUUACUCAGGGUAUCGGUAGGCUCUUCAAAUGCCUCUGUAAUCCAGCAUUUGAUGUGGAUGAUGAAGAGAUAGUUUACAAAAUCAAAUGAUCCAUAUAUACGUAAGAACAAUGGAACAAGAAUUCUACCGACUUCAAUAUUUUGUUCGUGAGAUGAUAUACUAUAAGGGCAUUUCUAAUACCCUCUCAUCAUAGUUUUGGGAAGACAAUGGUGCAAGCCGUGAAUAACCGUGUUUUGUUGCUUGUAAUUACUAAUUACCACUGCCAUCAAGUUACAUGUGGCAUAACACUUGUUCAAGAGUAAACCUUUCUGUCAAUUCCAAAGCUCUUUUUCUUUUUCUUUUUUUCCUUCUCCUUUUUUAUGUUACAAAAUUGCAAAUUCAUAGUAACUUCUAUUUGGGUUCAGUUUAGACAGCUCUGGAACUUUACAUUCGAGAUACUUUUUGGGCCUUU